GUCCUUGGCCGUGCUGAGCAGGUCAGUCAGGGGGUGGAGUGCAGACGCAGUGAUAAAGGGAGCCUGCCGAGAUGUGAGCGGUACAGAUCUCAGGAGAGGAUCGGGAUAGUUCCAGAGAACUCAAAGACAUCAUGGCAGCACACAGACUCUGCUGGGCUGCAGUAAUUCUGCUCUGCAUCAGGAGGGUCCCCCUGUCCUGGGGGACCACGGAGGCCAGCUCUGGAACCUGCCCUGAUGUGCACAUCGUGGGGCUCAGUGGCUCGGACCGGCUGGCUGUCCUGCAGGGCUGUCCCGGGACCCCCGGAGCUCCCGGCAGGAUUGGAGAGCAGGGGCCCCCCGGGUCCAAAGGCAGCAAAGGGGACCAGGGGACUGUUGGGAAACCAGGGCCUGCUGGUUCCCAAGGCAAGCAAGGUGCGACGGGACAGAAGGGAGAACCAGGAGAAGUCCUGGGCGAGUCUUUCUUCUGCUCAGCAGGUCCGCGGAGUUGCAAGGAGCUGCUAGAGAAAGGCCAGGUCCUGAGUGGCUGGUUCACCCUCUACACAGAGGACUGCAGGAAGCUCACUGUCUUCUGUGACAUGAACACGGACGGGGGUGGCUGGCUGGUCUUCCAGAAACGUCAGGAUGGCUCAGUGGAUUUCUACCAGGACUGGAAAGCAUACCGGGAAGGAUUUGGGAACCAGCUGUCGGAAUUCUGGCUGGGAAAUGACAACAUCCACCUGCUGACCAAGACCGGCUCUCACGAGCUUCGAAUCGACCUGAAGGACUUUGAGGAUCAGGCUACCUACGCCAAAUACAGCUCCUUCCAGGUCCUGGAUGAAUCAGACAACUACAGGCUGCUGCUGGGAGCCUUCGUGGAAGGAGACGCAGGAGACUCUUUCUCUUUACAUGCUAACAUGACCUUCACCACGAAGGACUGUGAUAAUGACAAAUCAGAGUCCAGCAACUGUGCCAUCUCGUACAGCGGCGCCUGGUGGUACAAUGCUUGCCACUGGUCCAACCUCAACGGGCUCUACCUAAAGGGGGUGCACGAGACCAUUGCCAAGGGCAUCAACUGGAAAACAGGCAAGGGGUACAAAUACUCGUACCGCUACAGUGACAUGAAGAUCCGACCAGCCUGAGCGCCAGGACCCAGCCUCUCCCAUCAACUGAGCAACAGAACUCAACGUCUCCCAUCACCUGCACCUAGACCCAGCCUCUCCCAUCACCUGCAACCAGACCCAGCCUCUCCCAUCACCUGCACCCAGACCCAGCCUCUCCCAUCAGCUACACCCAGACCCAGCCUCUCCCAUCACCUGCACCCAGACCUAGCCUCUCCCAUCACCUGCACCCAGACCCAGCCUCUCCCAUCAAAUGUACCAAGUUUUAUAUGAUGAGGUAAAUCUUAUAAGAAGCUCAAUCAAGUAGACAAGCGCUCGAGUGCACUGAAGAAGGAUCUAGCCGGAACGUGUGUCAGCUUCCUAGUUAUACAUGACUGCUUUAUAUGAUCACAGUCUAUAUACAUAUAUUAUUCUCCUAUGUGUAAGACAUCAUCUUCAUCUGUUCUGUAUCAAAUCAUUUGCCAUGUAAUGGAAGGCAGUUAUAAUAAAAAUGCAAUGUGAAAAA
Messenger RNA from Polyodon spathula (Mississippi paddlefish), 1602 nucleotides. Its product is annotated as ficolin-1-like. The transcript is spliced from 8 exons. The coding region runs from base 132 to 1118 and encodes 328 amino acids. NCBI's taxonomy places the organism in Eukaryota, Metazoa, Chordata, Actinopteri, Acipenseriformes, Polyodontidae. The record is from RefSeq and is a predicted model, not a curated record.